GAGAGAGAGAGGGAGGGGGCGGAGGUGACGGCGAAGUGAAAGGCUCGUAUACUGUACAUGCAAGUACAGUCAGCUUGCAGCACACUCCCCUUAAUGCACAGAAAUACGCAUUGGACAUAGGACAGCUGCGACAGCGCUGGUUUCAAGCGCAAAUCGAGCACCAGCGUCAGUCUCUUGGGUGCAGACCCCAUCAAUACUACUGAAAUAAACCAGCAAAAAAAAAAAAGCCGGCGGUGAAAAUGACAUAAUGAAAGCAUAGAAUAAGAGCGGAUUGCUUAUUUAGUACUGUGCGUUUGUUUAAAAAAAAAAAGAAGAUAAGUCCCAUAAAAACGACACAGAAGAGGAAUGUGUACAAGAUUAGCACGACCCCCACAACAGAACGAGGCCAUAUUUACCUUAAAAUGAUCUGAGGGGAAAAACUAGAAGAGUCUCUUUAAGAUGACACGAACAGACCCACCUGACAUACUGGUGUCGACUGUGUAUCGAGACAUUAAAGUGAAUCUGACUUCUACCAACUCCAAGUCCUACUGCCAGUCCAAACAAUGUGAUCCCCACAUCCUGAGCAAGCUGGAGGAUAAUCAGAAAACGUUCAACAAAAGGCACUGUCGAAGCUUUGACUUCCUCGAGUCACUGGACGACCCCAAAGCUUUAAGUUCCUCGAUGGAGUACCCUUACAGGAGGACCGAGAGGCAGAUGUUGAACCCGGAGGCUGCCCGGAACUCUCUUGGGCAGCAGGCUCACCUCCGGUUCUCUUCCCCAGAUCUGUUCAACUCCAGACCCCCACCUCAGCAACCUGUGGAAGUCACCAGAGAUGUCGUGAGACCCGAUCUCAAGAGAAGGACCAGGUCCAGAAGUGCUCCCCGGGUGAAGACCACAUUCACGCCAGUGCCCCUUGAGGUGACUCCUCCGCCUGUCAGGAGGGGAAGGGAAGUACAACGGGCUGCGCUGCAUGACCCCCCGAGGAAGCCAGAGGCCUCCCCUCACAGGGAAGCCUCUUAUGCAGCCAGCCGGGCCAUGAUGAAUGAAGUCCACCCCAUCAAACUCCAGCCGCAGAGGGGAGACUCUAAACAAUACUCACCGCUGUUUGUGCCGGAGUCCUUUGAUGAGAACCAGCCAGGCAAACCGGCCACCAGCCCUCACGUCAAGUGCCGCAUGGAUAUCAAGCCAGACGAGGCUGUUCUCCAGCACGCUGCGAGAAACGUCAAGCCCCCGACACCCAGAGCAGAAGUGCCCUGGCAGAGAUACCCCAGCGGAGGCAGCAGGAGCCUUAUAUUGCCAAGUGGUCGGCAGGUCUCCAGGACACCCACCCCCAGUGACUCCUACAGUGGAGAUUACAAGCAGGUUUACCAGCAUCACAACACCAUGCCAUACGACUACAUCCCACAAGUGGACAUCCCUUUACAAAGGAUGCUUUCGCCCAGAGAGCAUAGGGAUUACCCCGGAAGGGAGCGCAAGGCUUAUUCCAGCCCCAAUGUGCCAACCAAAUUCUUUUAUACAGAGGAGCAUGGGAGGUAUCCCUCUCCAGCACCCCCUGCCAGAACUUUCUAUCAAGCGGAGCAUCAUAGUUACCCCAGCCAAAACUUUACCCCUAAAGCACAGUCCGGGCUUGAUCAAAGGACUCAUAUGGUCCACGCUGUACCUGCCCAACCAUUUUACACUGAAGAGCCAAGGCAAUAUCCCAUACCCGUGUACCCCAAACCUUAUUCCACGAACGAGCCACAGCACUACAUAGUCCAGACUGCCCCGUCUAGGACUUUUUAUGGUGAGGAUCCCAGAACGUACCCAGUUCAGUGCGUCCCAUCCAAGAUGUCCUACACUAAUGAACACAUUGUGACACCCCCUGAACAUCACAUUCCUUCAAGGGCUUAUUAUACUGAAAGCCGCGGGCAGUACCGCCGCCCCAGAAUGCCUCAGGCUCAUUUCAGCGAUUGGUACGGUCCUGAUCCGACCGGAUAUGCCACCCUCCACCCUUCAACACAGUACCCAACCCAGAGAUCCAGGCAAGAUCCCGUGCUUUCUCCCUGGUACGCCUCCCAUUGUUUGGACCAGCACAGGCUGGGGAUGGACACCCGGCACUAUUCCAGAUCCUGGGACAACAUCCUGAACCACAACAUCCAAAGGGAGCAGCCAGUGCAACGUGGCAGGAGCUACGAGAACCUUCUUGCCCAAGGAAAGCGUGCCUUGUCUCCAGAUGAAAGACGCCAGCCAGUGGUAGUCAACCUCUCCAGCUCCCCCAGGCGCUACGCAGCGCUUUCCCUGUCGGAAACCUCGCUCAUGGAUAAGGUCUGCACAGAAGGGGGACGGAACUCCCUCAGCAGGAUGUGGUUCGUAACCCCUGAGAUCACCAUCACAGACAAUGACAUCCGCCCCAGUUCUCUCAGCAAAACGGAGGGACGCUCUGCAAGCUGGGAUGUCCUGGACUCCGGCAGAGCCCCAAGUGCUUCUUACCAAGAACCACAUUCCUAUCAGGGGAAUCCUACCAAAGAGAAAACUCACAACAGCGCCUCCCUCCAGCAAAGUCUUGAGCAGCUGGAUGAACUCCUGGCAGACUUAGUCAUCGACUACAAGCCCCCACCCAGCAGGAGACCCAGCAAGGACUUGCUGGACCAGCUGAAGAAGCUGAUAAGCGAGGACAAUGCUGGUUCCUCAGCCAAAACAGACCCCAAUGGGAAUCCCGUCCCAUUAAAGAAGCAGCCCACUUCUACAAAGCUGACUCAUGAAGUCCACAAAGAACUGGACAGUGGCUGUGAUGUCCUCCAAAAGGACCCAGAUGAAGGCUCUCCGGACCAGAGCACAGACGAGGACGACACAAUGAUGUGCUCCAACAGCAAGUGUCGCCGGACAGAGACCUUAUUCAACGCCUGCCUCUACUUCAAGUCCUGCCACAGCUGCUACACCUACUACUGCUCCCGGAAUUGCCGGAGAGAGGACUGGGACUUCCACAAGGAAAACUGCCUUUACGGACGCAUUGGCAGCGUUUGCAGACACAUUCUCAGAAUCUGCCGGGAGAAUGCAGAGGUCCACAAAGCUUUCUCUCGCAUCACCAAGGUAGGAUUUCUGUCCCGCGGAAGGGGGGUCUUGUUCCUGGGUUUCCCCAGCCCCGGGUCGGCCGAUAACUUCCUGCAGUACGGACUGGAGAGCCUCCUCAUGUCCCCCACUUACCUCUCCCUGAGGGAGCUCGACGGCUACAGGGACAACCUGGGCGGCUACUGCAAGGAGCUGCAGGAAGCCGGGAAUGAGUACGACCCCAACGAAUGCUUCCUUUUGAAUGUAUCUAUAGCUGUGGGUGAAAAAGUGCCUAACAGGCCCUCUCCGAGAGUCCAAGUUCCGACUGUCAGGAAGUAUGCCAAGGUAGCCCUGGCCUCCUCCAGCCCGGAGAAGAAGAUCCUUAAAAAGGAGAGCGAGAUGGAGACCUUGAUCCUGACCCCACCCCCGGGGAUGGCAGACAUCGAUAAGGAAGGAGAGGAGGGAAGGAAAGCCAGGGAGAUCUGCUUCAUCAACAUCCAGCGAGAGCUGAGGACCAGGGGGGUCUUCCUACGCCAUGAGUACCCCAAAAUCUAUCAGCAGCUGUGCGAGUUUGUGGAGAGUAAUAAGAGAUUCACGCCUACCAGUAUCUACCCCAUCGACAAGCGGACUGGGAAGCAGUUCAUGUGUAUGAUCAUGGCUGCAUCUGAGCCCAGGACACUGGACUGGGUAGGAACUCCCAACCUCCUGGAUGACAUUAUCUGAUCAAGUUCACCUUUGAUGUUAAAAAUAUAUCUAUAUUGUUAUAUAUCUCUUAACAUGAAGCCUAUUUAUUAUAUAUGUUUGUAGAUAUGUAUUUUGCUAUGGAGAAAAAAAGGUAUAGUACUGUACAUGUUUGCCUAGUCAGCAUUAUUUAUAAUAGGUAUUUAUAAUAGGAUACUAUUGUCAGUCAAAAUGCAGAACAAAAGUACAGUAUUUAUUGUAGUUUCAAAGCUGGUUCAUAAGGCAAUAGGAUCAUUCAUAUACCCCACUGUGCUGUGGUACUAGUGCUGUCUUGAAUUUCUCUGUCUCUUACUGCCAAGGCUAAGGAGACCCUGGACUGUAGGGUUGUCUUAUUAAAAGACACUGAUGGUACACGUCUUUCAAAGAGAUAUCACAGAAUAAUACCCGAGAUCGACUAAAUAAAACAAUGGUAAUGCUUUAAAAUAUAAUAGUCGCAAGUACCUAUGAAUUUCUUCAGAAUGAAUGUACGGUAAAUGGUCUGAUGCUGUACCUGUAAAAAUCAUGUUAUUGCACUGUUUCUUUGUUUGUUUUUAAGUGUAUAUUUUUUAUAUGAUUAUGAAAUUGCCAAUAUAUAUUUGUUUUCGUUUUCUCAUCAUCCAAUAUAGAACUCUAAGCCAAACUAUCUGUCCUGAGGUUAGGUUAGGGUAGUCCUCCCUGUCUCUAAGCAAGACGUAUUUCUGACGAGCCUGUAACUGUCAUCCUACCAUAACAUGGCAGAGAUUUGGAUUAACAAGCGUCCACUGACAGCACAGCGAAAGCAGAGCCGAAUGACUGAUCAGGCUGGAGUCAAACUCAGAGCAGAAGCAGCACUUAACUGACUUAAUUAAAUCCAAGACCUUAAACGAGGAGAAACACAUGUCAUGUCAUAGCUAGAACUAAAGAACACAUCCAGUGGGCUUGGAGAGAACUGUCUUCCUCGCUAGUAUAAAAACCUAGCCAUGUACUAGUUACCCUGUAGUUAUCGCAGAAGUGAACAGAUAGACUAGAUUGCCAAAAAUGAGUGCACUAGAGCGGCCAUUUUGAAAAGAGCUUUGAAACAGACUUUAAAAGCACAGGUGUAAAAAGUUGUCAGGAUGUGAAUGAAAAGAUCAAAUGCAGGUGCGUUAUUUAAGCAGCUGUAGCAGCACGUGGGGACGGGGAACUCUGUAUUUUUUUGGAACCUCGCUACUUCUUUAAUUGCCAGCACCUCAAGGACAAUCCUAAAACUUCAUAUUUGUUUAUAAGAUUUUCAUUUUGUGUAUUUGGAGGAGAGUAGGAUUUCGACAUGCCUUUUAUUGUUACAGUUCUCUUGUGAUGGGCAGCUGAUCUUUUUUCAAAGCAGGCUAACAGAUCAUGGUGAGCGGUGCUUACUAAUGGAGUAUUACUUUGAUGCCAAACUGUUGUGGCCCGUGGUUUAUAUUCAAACCAAGGAAAUCAGUAAAGUAUUUUUCUUUCCAUUUUUCUCACUUCUUUCCUUUUAAACUGCACAUGUGAAGAGUAUAAAAUAUUAAUAAUUAUGAUAAUUAAUGCUGUUUCCCAGUUCAUUAACUGUGGACGAUGGUUCAGUGCAGUGAACUGCGUCACUGAUGCUUUUAAAUCAUGGCCUCUUUCAGGUUCUCUUGCCUCAUAACAAAUUCUAUGUACAGAUGGGAUUGAAGAUUCUAUUGAAUGCAUGUUAUUUAUAUUUGAUUAUGUAUGAUUUUAUUAUAAUGCAAAAAAAAGGUCUGCUUGAUUUAUUAUUUUAAAAGUUGAUUCUGGAUAUCAAAUAAUAUUAAUAAUAAUAAUAAUAAUAAUAAUAAUAAUAAUAAUAAUAAUAAUAAUAAUAAUAAUAAUAAUUCUGUAUUUUAUGGCAUUUUGAUUGUAUUGGCUUCAUGCGCUGUAAAUGGAAAGGAACACAUCUCUAGAAGUUCUUCUGAUGUUUCGUGUGACAAAUCAACAGUCCGAGCAGAAGAGAUCUGGAACUUAAUCGUCACUUGCUGUAUUUUCUAUUUGAUUUAGUCUGAACUGUGUGCUAUUUAUAAUGCAUAUUUAAUAAAUGAACUGGAUUCAAAACCAAA
Acipenser ruthenus (sterlet) is the source of this 5783-nucleotide messenger RNA. Its product is annotated as apical junction component 1 homolog. The record is from RefSeq and is a predicted model, not a curated record. The transcript is spliced from 2 exons. Gene Ontology annotation, biological process: cell-cell junction organization. Bases 439 to 3729 code for a protein of 1096 amino acids. Gene Ontology annotation, cellular component: plasma membrane; apical junction complex. NCBI's taxonomy places the organism in Eukaryota, Metazoa, Chordata, Actinopteri, Acipenseriformes, Acipenseridae.